This is a messenger RNA of Hibiscus syriacus, 1037 nucleotides long. Its product is annotated as serine/threonine-protein phosphatase 4 regulatory subunit 2-like. Gene Ontology annotation, biological process: protein dephosphorylation. Gene Ontology annotation, molecular function: protein phosphatase regulator activity. The transcript is spliced from 7 exons. Bases 61 to 780 code for a protein of 239 amino acids. The record is from RefSeq and is a predicted model, not a curated record. Gene Ontology annotation, cellular component: protein phosphatase 4 complex; nucleus; cytoplasm. Lineage: Eukaryota; Viridiplantae; Streptophyta; Magnoliopsida; Malvales; Malvaceae.
ACUACAGAGCAGGGGGGAAUUUCGCUAAUCUGAAAUCUCGAGUCUCAAUCCAAAGUAGGAAUGGAGGCUUCUUCUGUCACCGAAAAUUCUUCCACUGGCAAUGACCACGACCAGGAGCAUGUUUUGAAUCAUGGAGGCACGGACUCGAACCCUGAGAUUAAUCGAGAAGAAGAACAAGAACGAGAAGAAGAACAAGAACAAGACGAAGAACAAGUUAGGCGCACACUGCAAGUUAUUUCCACUACUGGGAAUUUUUUGCAUAAUUGGGAUAAACUGAAGAGCAUGCUAUCCUUUCAAUUGAAACUGGUUCUAUCGGAGUAUCCUGAGGCAAAAAUGACAAUUGAUGAACAAAAUGCUUCACUAGGUGAAACUUACCUAGGGUUGGUUACACGGCUAGAUGAAGAGCUUCAUUGUUUCAUCGAGGGCCCACCGUUUACCCUUCAAAGAAUCUGUGAGCAGAUCUUACUUGCUGCAAGAAGCAUCUAUCCAAAACUCUCGAAGCUUGCCCUAGCACUAGAAAAGAAUUUGCUGGUAACCUCUGCAUUGACGGCCUGCACCAAACCCUACCCGGAAACGAUGCCACCAGAUCCAGAACCAGAAAAGGCAAGUGAAGAAGCUCAACCAGAGCCUAAUUCGAUCCAAAAUGGGGUUGAACCUAUGGAAGGAGAGAGGGAUGAGGUAAUGACAGAGGCGGAGGCCGAUAUUGAAGAGAUGACCAUUGAUAUGGAUGCCUUCCAAGAAAUUGUGGGACCAUCCGAAGCAAAUUCCACAGCGGGCUGAGAAUUCUUAGGUCGAUAAACACCUCAAAAUUUUAAAGCUUUCGGAUCCGCAUGUUGCUCCCAUAUAGUGGUGACUACUCUGUUGUAUUUAUGCUACAAUUUUGAAGGAACCUUGAGGAAGAAAGCAACAAUGGGUCAGGGAAUUUGAUCCUUUAGAGGGAUGGAAACGAAUAUUUUCCCUCCAUGCUAUAUUUGUAAGAUUGUGAACAUGUGACAGUGUAUUUGUUGAACCAUUUAGCGUGCAAGUGUUUUUAAUAG